Gloeophyllum trabeum ATCC 11539 is the source of this 1473-nucleotide messenger RNA. RefSeq names its product FAD-binding domain-containing protein. Gene Ontology annotation, molecular function: FAD binding; oxidoreductase activity. The transcript has 12 exons. Bases 1 to 1473 code for a protein of 490 amino acids. The record is from RefSeq and is a predicted model, not a curated record. NCBI's taxonomy places the organism in Eukaryota, Fungi, Basidiomycota, Agaricomycetes, Gloeophyllales, Gloeophyllaceae.
AUGUCUCGGAAACUGUCGAGUGCGGUAGGCGUACUAUGCGCACUCGGCGCAGUUUUGCAUCCGACCAGCGUCUUGGCCUCCUCCGUGACGUUGUCCAGCAGGAGUGCCGCCACCGACGCAGCCUGCUCACGUAUCAAGGCAGCCAUAUCUGAUGCGUCUGCCUAUCAUACACCUGGCCUCCUCGAGUUCUUCGAGGAUAUCGAGCACUGGAUGACUUCUAGCACCCAGCAGUCAGCAUGCUCCGUCGAACCUGGCACUCCUGAGGACGUGGGCAAGAUAUCACAGCUUCAAAUAGUUGCUGCUACCAAUAGCUCAUUCGCCGUCAAAGGUGGCGGCCAUGCCUCCAAUCCGGGCUUCUCUUCGACUGCCGGGGUUCACAUAUCCUUGGCUCGCUUCUCUGAAGUGACAUACCAUGCAGAUUCGCAAACUGCCGAUGUUGGUGCAGGACUAAUCUGGGACGAUGUCUACGCUGCUCUUGAGGACCACAACGUCAUGGUCGUCGGAGGCGCGUUACCGGCGUCGGCGUUUCUCUGGACAGGGUACUCUUGGUUAACAAACCAGCAUGGGCUUACGGCUGAUACUGUCACCGCCUUUGAACUCGUGCUCCCUAAUGGAACGGUGACCACUGUCACGGACAGUUCAAACCCGGACCUGAUGUUUGCCUUAAGGGGUGGUUACAACAACUUCGGUGUCGUGACCAAGUUCACGUUCAAGACGUUCCCGUCAGGACAAGUCUGGAAUACCCUGGAUCGAGUGGCAUCUGCCUCCGUGAACUUCUCUUCCAAGGUCACGGAUCCAAAAGCAGGCAUCAUCACGACAUACAACUUCGUCAUUGGUGGUCUGGGCGUUUCUCAACUUCUCUUCUAUGACGGCUCCGAGCCUCCCGCAGGCAUCUUCGACGAGUUCCUCGCGAUUCCUUCGUUCACGAAGGAUGUCAAGGCCAGGAGCUUCAGCAAUCUCGUUCGCAAUAUUCCCGCUAAUGCAACCAGCAACACAAGAGGUAUAUUCAACACCGUCCCGCUGCUGGAAUACACUCCAGAGCUGAUGGAGAUCAUUCGCAACGAAACCGAGUUCUGGGGACAGAAGCUUUCUUGGGAAGACUCCGCGACCUUCAUCUCGUACGAUGUCGAACCCUUCCAGUCCAGCAUCCUUUCGCACGGCAGCACAUCGUCAGCGUCAUACCCCGCAUCGCGGUCACAGGCUCUGCUACCCUUGAACCUGUACUGGGCAUGGACAGACCCCAGCAAGGACGAGGUAAUGUGGGAUGGUAUCAGGCAGAGCGCAGCUACAGUCAAGGCCAAGGCGGUUGAGCUUGGCCAGGAUGUCGCUGACGCACCAGUUUACGGUAACUAUGCCAUCUUCAGCACAGCGCUCGAAUCGAUAUACGGGGACAACCUCCCGCGGCUGAGAGCUAUCAAGCAGCGGUACGACCCGAACAAUGUCAUGGGUCUUGCUGGAGGAUGGAAGGUCUGA